AUGCCUUUCAGAUAUCCCUCACCCCACUCACAACCACUACCUGCUUACGAACCUAUUCCCCCAUACACCUAUCGACGCUACGCACACGCACAAUCCUGCCGCAAAUCUUGGAAUCGCAAAAUGCUGGUGCUCCUCCCCGCCUUCCUGCUCCUUUUCGACCAAACCGAGGCUCAAACUAUGCAGAGCAAAUGCUACAGCUGUGCGACGCCGAAUUUGAAAAAUAAUUUUCUCACAACCGAACGCGGUCCCGGCCCAAAAAUCGCCGAGCCGCGCAUCUACGACUCGUACUGCGGUGGGGAUACGUGGAUUCUCAAGGAGCGCGCCACGGUGAAUUGUGAUGGCUAUUGCUUCAAAUGGACACAAACCCUCAACAAUUCCGGCACGUUUUCGUCAAUGACCUUCCGCGGUUGCUACCGGCAAAUGUUCGACCUCAACAAUCAGAAUGUACCCCGAGAACCGACGCACAGCUUUUGCACCUUUUCCGAGAAACCCGUGCCGUGCCUAUCCGAUUCGUCGGUCGUCGAAAGCUCAUGCUGGUGCCAGGGCGAUCAUUGUAAUGUCACAACCACGCCCACGCUCAAUUUAUUUAUUCUCAUUGUCACGUUGAUAACCUCUUUCUAUUUUGGAAAAUUG
Mesorhabditis spiculigera is the source of this 633-nucleotide messenger RNA. NCBI's taxonomy places the organism in Eukaryota, Metazoa, Nematoda, Chromadorea, Rhabditida, Rhabditidae. The record is from the annotation of a GenBank genome assembly.